GGCAGGGGCUUGCAGGGACGCGGCACUACAACGGGGAGAGAAGUCAGCUGCGGUCCAGUGCCUACAAAGACUACCAUGGCCAAGGAGUGGGGCUACGCCAGCCACAACGGUCCUGACCGCUGGCAUGAACUUUAUCCCAUUGCCAAGGGAGACAACCAGUCGCCCAUCGAACUGCAUACUAAAGACAUCAGGCACGACCCUUCUCUGCUGCCAUGGUCAGCAUCUUAUGAUCCUGCCUCUUGCAAGACCAUCCUGAACAAUGGGAAGACCUGCAGGGUUGUGUUCGAUGAUACCUAUGAUAGGUCAAUGCUGAGGGGUGGUCCUCUCACUGGACCCUAUCGACUUCGCCAGUUUCAUCUUCACUGGGGCGCCGCUGAUGAUCAUGGCUCUGAGCACACCGUGGAUGGAGUCAAGUAUGCAGCAGAGCUUCAUUUGGUUCACUGGAAUCCAAAGUAUAACACUUUUGGAGAAGCUCUCAAGCAACCCGACGGGAUAGCUGUGGUUGGCAUUUUUCUGAAGAUAGGACGUGAGAAAGGCGAGUUCCAGCUGUUUCUGGAUGCACUGGACAAAAUUAAGACAAAGGGCAAGGAGGCGCCCUUCACACAUUUCGACCCGUCCUCUCUGUUCCCCACCUGCCGGGACUACUGGACCUACCACGGCUCCUUCACCACGCCGCCCUGUGAGGAGUGCAUCGUGUGGCUCCUGCUGAAGGAGCCCAUCACCGUGAGCUCCAACCAGAUGGCAAAGCUGCGGAGCCUCUUCUCCAGCGCUGAGAACGAGCCCCCAGUGCCCCUAGUGGGGAACUGGCGUCCUCCGCAGCCGAUCAAGGGCAGGGUGGUGAGAGCCUCCUUCAAAUGAGGCCGCUGGAGCUUGCCCUCUUCAGGAAAGGAAACCUGCCAUUGGAGAGCUUGGUUCCUUUUGGUGCUCCUUACUCCAAGUAUAUUUCAGCUUUCCACACCGAGCAACGAAUGCAAGGGUGCAAUAACCGAGAAACCAAAGUUACUUUUGACAAGAUGUAAUAUGAAAGCUUUUGGCCUUUGUAAUAAUCAUCUUUCCUAUAAAAGUAGCAUUGUUAGUAAGGUUUCAAAGAAGAAACAAGUGGGAGAGUAAAGAUAUAGAAAAAUGGGUAUUGGGUACCAUUUUUCUGUCUUCUUAAAUUUCACAGAACUUCAGUUUUACUAUUUUCAUAUUUUGAGCUGUCCAUCUUAAAGAAAUAAUGAGUAAUUCUAUAUGUAGGAGUAGAUGUGUAUGAAUAUCGAAGAGCAAUUAAACAUAAGCCAGAAAUUAAAAUGACUAUGCACACCAAGCAAUGAAAUGAUGCGUUUUAACCCUUAAAUAAAACCAGUAAGAGGUCCAUUAUUUAUUACAAUUCUAGCUACUGUAGAGAUUACCUGGUUUUGAUUAUCAAUGAAAGGAAAACACAUCCAACCAGGAGCUUAAGAAAUUUGAUUCUGUAUUUGAAUUUCUUCUUCAUAAAGAUAGCUAACUUUAUCCUAACAUUUUUCUUUACCUGAAGGAGGGCCAUUUAUUUUUAAUUUUACUACUUUUCUCUUUGCAUGCUUAUUAAAAUAAAAAUUGCCUCUGAUAUCUUUCUAAUUUGAGGGUAGAAUAAUAUAAUUCCUAGAACAUGAAGGAGUUAAUGACUGCACUUGAAGUAAAAGCAGUUGUAUUGAUCGUCAAAACUAAUAAAGACAUGAAUGA
Messenger RNA from Neomonachus schauinslandi (Hawaiian monk seal), 1701 nucleotides. It is a transcript of the gene CA3, whose product is annotated as carbonic anhydrase 3. Gene Ontology annotation, cellular component: cytoplasm. Gene Ontology annotation, molecular function: zinc ion binding; carbonate dehydratase activity. The record is from RefSeq and is a predicted model, not a curated record. Lineage: Eukaryota; Metazoa; Chordata; Mammalia; Carnivora; Phocidae. The coding region runs from base 76 to 858 and encodes 260 amino acids. The transcript has 7 exons.